Trypanosoma grayi is the source of this 360-nucleotide messenger RNA. RefSeq lists its product as hypothetical. Bases 1 to 360 code for a protein of 119 amino acids. Lineage: Eukaryota; Euglenozoa; Kinetoplastea; Trypanosomatida; Trypanosomatidae. The transcript has a single exon. The record is from RefSeq and is a predicted model, not a curated record.
AUGAGCGAUGAAACGACGUUGACAGCAGAUGUAGAAGCUGCAGCAGCACCAGAGGAUGUGGCAGCUUCUAAGACAUGUGGUGAAACCACACGGCGAAAUGACGAGGAGGCAGAAGCACGAGAGUCAUACAUGCAGAUUUUCGGCGAGGUGCGAGGGGUGCUGUUCCCCACACUCGUUUCAGCAAAGACGGCUGCUGCUGCACCGGACUCUGCUUCUUCCUGUUUCUGUGUUGUCUGCGAGCUACCUGUUGAGCCAGAUGAAAUUCUCCUGUGUAGCUGCGGCAGUAGCGUGCAUUCUGACUGCGCGGACACGGCCGCCGACGGUGUGCUCUACUGCUCGCGUUUCUGUCACGUGCCGUAG